This is a messenger RNA of Xyrauchen texanus (razorback sucker), 1155 nucleotides long. Its product is annotated as protein S100-A1-like. Gene Ontology annotation, molecular function: calcium ion binding; transition metal ion binding. The record is from RefSeq and is a predicted model, not a curated record. The transcript is spliced from 3 exons. Lineage: Eukaryota; Metazoa; Chordata; Actinopteri; Cypriniformes; Catostomidae. The coding region runs from base 392 to 811 and encodes 139 amino acids.
GAAAGGGGGUCAAACACAGUAUUAGUAUGGUGUUCCUAAUAAUCCUUUAGGUGAGUGUAUAUUCACUCACAAAACAUGUGUAUGCAUUAACACACACCUUAGCCAAGUAAAUCAAGUAAUGACAAUUGCUAAAAACAAAACACUGUUUGAUUUUUAGGUUAUUCAGGUUAUGCUCCAAAGCAGUAAACUUGCUCUCUUUUAAUUCUGAGACUCAGUAUCAACAAGAUAUUUCCUCUAAUUUUAUAUAACACAGGUUUUAUAAUAACAUUGUAAAUGUGUGAACAUAGGGACAGGAUUAGAAUUGAAAAUGGAAAUGGGCAGGAAAGGAUGGAUGGAUUGAGGGAGGAGGAGUGUAUGGUAUGAUGGGAGGAGGACCAAGGAGCUAUAUAACAUGCUGCCUAUCGCCUGCUUUGCUUACCAGCAUUCAUCCCUCCUCAAGGAACAGAAGAGCAGCAGUUACCCAACAGCAAGAAUGUCCACUCUCAACUCAGAGAAUGCCUCCACUCUGGAGAACGCCAUGCAACUCAUGAUCCAGACAUUCCACAAGUAUUCUGGGAAUGAAGGAGACAAAUACACUCUGAGUAAGGCGGAACUCAAAGAGAUGCUCACGCAGGAACUGGGCAGCUACCUUGGGAAUGCUCAGGAUAGGAAUGCAGUAGAUAAAGUUAUGGGAGACCUGGAUUCGAACAAUGAUGGUGAGGUGGACUUCACAGAGUUCAUCAUCCUGGUGGGUGCCCUCACUGUCGCCUGCAACGACUUCUUCCUUGAGUAUCAUCAAAACGAUGAAAAGAAGGGUGAAAAGAAAGAGUAGAGUUGCAUUUCUUUGAAUAAAAGCCAACACAUGACCAGUGAAUGCUGCUGGGGGAAAUUAGGGGAGAGGGGGAAUAUGUGUGUAAAUUAACCCUGCUUACUAAUGUUCACCUGCUGAAAACAGUUCAUUUCUAUAUCCAGAGCGUGUCUUUGGGUUCACAAAAUGUGCAACAACAUGUUUUCAACCCCUGCAUUAGAAAUGAAAGCAAAUGGAAUGAGAUUUAAUUCAAUGAUGGUCUUUGUAGAAUAUGUGAAUAAUGUUUCUUUCUUUCUUUUCUUUCUUUCUUUCUUUUUUACAAUUUGGAUUUUGUCCUUUUGUAAACAAUCUCUCCUUAUUACAAUAAA